Molecule: messenger RNA, 1464 nt
Organism: Schistosoma guineensis
Lineage: Eukaryota; Metazoa; Platyhelminthes; Trematoda; Strigeidida; Schistosomatidae
Source: the annotation of a GenBank genome assembly
AUGCAAUAUCCAAUACUAAGACAAUUAUGCUUUGUUACAUAUUCUUCUAUUCUCAAAUCUAAAUCCUAUAAUCAUUCUUAUUGGAUACAACAAUAUUCUACUUCACCUAUUUAUAUUUAUCCCUUAACAAAAUCUAUACCAUUAUGUUUACCUAAAAUAUUUGAUCAACAAUUUAUUACUAAUUAUUGUCAUAUAAAUCAUUUACCAUGUUAUUAUAAUCAUGAUCAAAUUAUUAGUAAAUUACCUAGAGUUCAGUCAACACGUCGUGCUGAACUAUUACAUAAUCAAUUAUAUAAUAAUAGUACUGAUCAUACUGAUCAUGAUCAUGAUCAUCAUAGUGAUCGGAUCAAAUCUUUAUCCACAUCUCAAUCAUCAUUUCAUCAACAUCAAUCACGUCAAUCUAUCCAAAUUGCAUUAUAUAAUUAUGUAUUAAAUAAUUUACUUGGUUUAUCUAAUCUACAAUCUACAUUGAAUACUCAUAAUCAUUCUAUACCAUUCUUAUUAGAUCUUGGUUGUGGGAUCAAUCAUUUAGAUAUUAUCAAUCAUUAUUUAUUAACUAUAUCGAAUUUUAAUCAAAAAUUCAUACCAUUAUGUAUUGAUCUAUUCAAUAAUAAUAAUAAUAAUAAUAAUAAUAAUAAUAAUAAUAAUAAUAAUAAUAAUAUCACUACUCCUACUCCUACUCCCACUCCCACUCCCACGCCCACUCCCACUCCCACUCCUACUCCUACUACUACUACUACUACUACUAAUAAUAAUAAUAAUAUUAAUAUCACUACUCCUACUCCCACUCCUACUCCUCCUCCUACUACUACUGAUAAUAAUAAUAAUAAUAAUAAUAAUAAUAAUAAUAAUAAUAAUAAUACUAUCACUCCUCCUCCUCCUCCUCCUACUACUACUACUACUAAUAAUAAUACUAUCACUCCUCCUCCUCCUCCUCCUCCUCCUCCUACUACUACUACUACGACUACUCCUCCUCCUCCUAAUACUGAUACUGCUACCACUACUACUACUACUACUACUACUACUACUACUACUACUACUACUACUACUACUACUAAUACCAAUACUAGUAGUAAUGGUAAUGAUAUAUUCAAUUAUAAUAUCCAUUUAAUCAAAUGUAAUUUAAUGAAAGAUGAUAUCAUAACAACUGGAUCACAAUUAUUACCAUUUAGAGAUCAUUCUAUAGAUUAUAUUAUAUCGAUAUCAUUCUUACAAUGGUUAUUAGGGAAAGAUAAAUCAUGGUAUAUGAUCAAACAAUUAAUGAAUGAAAUUAAACGUUUAUUAAAUCCAUCAAUUGGUGGUCAAUGUAUAUUACAAUUUUAUCCAAGUCAGCUAAUUGAUAUUCAAUUAAUUAGUGAAAUCAUUGAAACAAUUCAAUCGAAUUUCUAUGGUUGUUUAUUAAUUCAUCAACCCAUAGUCAAUCGUGAAAAAAAUAAAGUAAAUCAAUAAAUUAGUCGAUAUGGU